Messenger RNA from Cyprinodon tularosa, 5139 nucleotides. It is a transcript of the gene ankfn1b, whose product is annotated as ankyrin repeat and fibronectin type-III domain-containing protein 1. Gene Ontology annotation, molecular function: protein binding. The transcript has 23 exons. Gene Ontology annotation, cellular component: spindle. Gene Ontology annotation, biological process: regulation of establishment of bipolar cell polarity; signal transduction; establishment of mitotic spindle orientation. Lineage: Eukaryota; Metazoa; Chordata; Actinopteri; Cyprinodontiformes; Cyprinodontidae. The coding region runs from base 355 to 4569 and encodes 1404 amino acids. The record is from RefSeq and is a predicted model, not a curated record.
GCUCUCCAGCGGAGGGGAGGAGGGGGCAGUGCUCCUGCUGUGUCGAUGGGUAGGCAGUUACAAACGUUACUAUUUUGAGAGAGUCAGUCAGUGUAUAUGCUCCAUGCGCAGUGGAAAGCCAUCGAGGAACCAAACCUGGCAGAGAAAGGCAGAGUCAGCUUGAGAUGCUUUGGAAAAUGAUGCAAAGGAAGUCUCGGACCUGCGGCUGAACCAUACGAGCAUCCAAGGAGAGGGUAGAAUUUAAAAUUAGGAGUUCACUCACCAAUAAACUCUGCAGAACUGAAGCAUACCUUUGUAGAUUUAUCCAGGAACACCGGGCAAAAGACAGACUGAGAGGUGGGGGGGGGGAGAGAAAUGGCAAGUUUUGGGAAACUCACCGACUACUUCAACCGCCGCAAGUCUCGAGAAGAGAUCCGGGUGGGCAGAAGCUCGCGGCGCAGUGGCAGUUACUGCUGCACUGUGGCAGAAGCCAGGUCCCUAGAAAGGAAGCUGCAGAGACCCCUACUGGCGAAGUCUCGCACCCUCCCAAGCAUCCCCCAGUCUCCAACUGUUUCCAGGGUCCACCACUCUGACUUGAUUGGUGGGAGUCCUCCCCGCAGGAAAACACCUCCGUCUCCCACUGGCCAAUCAAAGGCCUGCACUCUGCCUCCUGCAGGAGAGCUGUGGCGUUUGGAGGACGACAUGGAAGGAGAUGAUGAGACUGAGCAGAGUGGCCGCACCGAGGCCCGUCCUCGGUCCCAGUCUCCCUUCUCCCACUUCAGGGCACGAGCUGCCUACCUCCGGAAGAGCAUGUCGGCUGAUGACCACCUGGACAUGGGCCUGGACUACAGCUCAGGGAGAACAGCUGAGGGCAAGUCAAGUCGCAGCAAUAAGGGGAAGCUGAAGAGAAAAUUUAGUCUGGGCUCUGCAGACCGAAAGGAGAACCAGCAGAAAAAGUCAGAGUCUGGGAUCUCCAAAUUUACUCAUCGUCUCUCCCUGAAAGAGCGAGCAGCAAAAGCAGAGAAGACUUCCUCAGACAGACCAUCGUCUUACAGAAGAAGAUCUCUGAGUGUCGACUGGGCUGACUCUGUCAAGGUGACGCAGCCCAUGAGCGGGAACCAGUACCACCAGCCGGCAUCGGCUCGCAAGUCAGCCAGCUUGUCCUCACCAAGCGCAGCUCGCAGACUCUACCGCAACUUGUCUGGAAAGUUCCGCGUGGGCACCAACCCUCCCGCUCUGGAGGAUAACGUGGUGUCAGGGCGGGUAGGGGACAAGGAGAGGCUGCGUAAAACCACCGUAUUUCAGAGCAAUGAGGCUUUGUUUGAGGCGGUGGAACAUCAAGAACUGGACCUUGUCCAGCUGCUUCUGUCCCAGUACAGUCUGGAGGAGCUGGACCUGAACACUCCAAACAGUGAAGGUCUCCUUCCUCUUGAUAUUGCCAUAAUGACCAACAACGUGCCCAUGGCUAAGCUUCUGCUGCGAGCUGGUGCCAAGGAGAGCCCCCACUUUGUGAGCUCGGAAGGCCGAGCGGUGCACUUGGCCACCUUGGUGCAGGAGGCCGAGCAGAGGGUGUCAGAGCUUCAGCCCCAGGUCCAUAGCGAGGGUCCCAGUGAACGGGAAGGAUCCGAGCAGGAAAGGCAACUGAAGGCUUGGGAGUGGCGGCUGCGCCUCUUCAGACGGAUGCAGACGGGCUUUGAGCAUGCUAAUCCUCCAGAUGCUCUCAGUGUUGUUCGUCUGUCUGUCAGCAGCAACACAAGUUUGCAGGUUGACUUUCAAGAGCCUGCCUGUGUCAACUCGGCUGUAGUUACGAAGUAUAAAGUGUCUUGGAGCUCCACACCUUCAUUCAGUCCCAUACUGGGGGAAAUGAUAGUGGAUGAUACAGCGUUACCACAGUGCAACAUCACUGGACUAACUUCUGGAACCUACUACUAUGUGCAGGUUUCAGCCUACAAUAUGAAGGGCUGGGGCCCUCCAAAGGUUUCCACCCCAGCCUGUGCUGCACCAUCCAGCUGGAGAGAUAUCGAUGGCCACCCUCCACGCCAGAGAGGCCAGAAGGAAGCACUCGACCAGCUGCUUGGACAGAUUAAAGAAGCUCAUCGUCACUGUGCCUGCCAUGAGCAAUGCAAAGCUCCAGCACAAGGUAGGAAGCACUCUGUAUCCAAAAGCCUUCGGCACCUCUUCCAACCCACCAGCAAAUUCGUCAAAAGCUUGAAAAGAGGUCUCUAUCUUACCUCCAUAUUCUACAGAGAUGACAAUGUGUUGGUGACUCCAGAAGAUCAGAUUCCUAUUGUGGAGAUAGAAGAUUCAUAUUCCAGCACCCUUAUGCAGGACUUUCUUUGGUUUACCAAGGUGUCAUACUUAUGGGAGGAGAUAUCCUGGCUUCAGCAGUUUCUCAGUGCCUCGCAGUCAUCAUGUUCAUGUACUCUGCAGACCCGUCUAAAGAUGCUGCAGGCAGUCUCCCAGCUACAGGGAAUGCUGGGCACACAGGACCUUGGCCAGGUGUAUUUUGAGCCCAUCAAAGACAAGCAUGGCAAUGCCCUGCUGGUCCUCCUGAAGGACAUGAGCACCUGCCCCAACCUGGAUGGAGUACGCUGGACACAACUUUGUAAACUCCAGCUUCAGCGCAAGUCCAUCUCCUCCCCGGAGGAGCCAACCGCCUUGGACAUGCUACUUAUCACACUUCAUGAGAAGCUGGCUUAUCACAGACGCAGCAGAAAGCUCUUGUCUCCAGGCUUAUACCUGGGCUACCUGAAACUUUGCACAUCGGUGGAACAAAUCAGGGUGCUGGUACCCCAGAAACUCCCCAACGUUCUCUGUCACACCAAAAUACGGGACAACAGCAAUGUGUCCAGAGAGGAGUGGCAGUGGCUGCAGGCUCUCAGCUCUCUGGACGAAGCACUGGAAAUGGACCAGGAUGUGCAGAGUGCACCACAUCGCCUCUUAAAUGACCUGCGCAGUGCCAUCAGAGACCUAAUGGCACAUAUCAAUGUCCCUGGAAACCAGGCUCAGGAUUUCCGGAUCUACAGCCAGGAAGUGUUGGAAUUUGGAGAGAAGGUGUCCUUCGUGCUCCUCCUUCCGCCUUCAGAUGAAGUUUGCACAGCUCCUGGUCAGAAUAAUCCAUACUCCCCUCGCUCUGGCUUCCUCACCCUGCCCCUCCAGAUCUUUGAACUGGUGCACUUUAAUGCAUAUUGGCCCAGUUUCAUUGGGCAGUACUGCAGAGUGUCGGCUCUCCUGGAGCUGGAUUCCCUCAUGUCGCAGCAGGCUCUGCGAGAGGCCUUCUCUGAGGCUGAGCUCCUUGUCGCUAAGAAGAAACACCAACAGGUUCAGGAGCACAUGCAGCAAAUGGAGGAGAUGUGGCGAGAUGCAAGGUGGAUUAUGGAUGCCUUGCAGUAUGCCCGCUACAAGCAGCCAACAGGAGGCAUCUCCAUCAGCUGGAUAAUAGACUUUUCUAAAGAGGUUUUGCCAGACAAGCCUCCCUCCACCUCCUCCCAGCCAGACUUCAUGCCCUCCCCCAUGCCCUCACCAGAACCUUGCUGCAAACACUCAGAUUACCCUGGUCUAUCAGAUGAAGAGGGUUCCUCCGAAGUCUUCCUCACCACUGACAGUGACUACGACUCCAGUCGUGCACAGAGUCCCCGUGAGCUGGACCUGCUCCCUCCCUCACCUUUAUCCUCCACAGCCCCCCUGGAGCCUCGUGGUUUCCUGCGUAGCGAUGGGAGCGGCUCUGGAGGAGUUCUGUGUCCCAGUGGAGAUGGACGUGGAGGAGGAGCUCUAAGAGAUUCUACGCCGGACGUCCUCCAGGCCUCCGAACCUCAGUUUGGGAGGGAAAGUGAGCGAUGUGGAGGAGGAGGCAGAGCAGUUCGUUGUGGUGGAGAAAGGCGGAGGGGACCUCCAGAGCUUUUUGACAGUGACUUCAUCCUGCCUAGCAGACAAAUCGAGCUCCUGCACAUCACAGAGAAGAGGCAGGCAUUCUGUGUCAGAACCAGCAGCCUGGAGUUCCCUUCCACCACAUCAAUCCACAAUCAGCCUUACUCCGACUACUCCCACUACUCUUCACCCUCCACCUCGCCACAGAGUAGAUGGCACCGCCCUUCGUCAGUGGAUCGAUGUCCCGGAGAGCGCUGCGUACUGCAACUUCCACCAGCACGGACGUUGUCAGAGGACAGCGGCACUCAAAAACUCAACUCACCAUCACCUGCUGCAUUCAGGAUAGGCUGUCACGCCACACUCAGAGUCUACCCGCAGUAUCGAACAGGCCUGCCAAAGGAGACGAGUGUUAAGCUUUGUGUAACUUUGGGCACAACGGCUCGGGAGAUGAUCCAGCUGGUGGUCCAGGAGAUGAACACAAUCUCACGGCGCCUGCUGGGCAGCAAUGGAGGUGGUGAGGAGCAGGAGAAAUGUGUUUACUACAGUCCUGAGCAGUUGAAGCACUUUGGACUUGUGCUGGUGGUGGACAACAGAGAGAAGUGGCUUCAGGAUGACUUGUGUCCCCUGGAGCUGCAGAACCCCUGGCUGAGAGGCAAACUCUGCGUUCGCAUUAAAGACUAUUCACCACUCGCACUCAAACACAGCCGGGCCACGACAGUGUGACCCAUCUAUGCUCGUAUCCGGAUUUACAUUUCCUAAACCUGCAAUUAAAUUACAAAAAUCCGUUUUCUUUGUCACUGUAAUAAUACAUAGACUGCAAAUUGUAAUAUAUAUAUUUUUUCCUCCUGAAAUGAACAUUUGUACAAAAUGUGUUUCCCUAUUUAAGAGGUUUUGUCUGUAAACAUCAGACCCUCAUAUGGACACCAAAUGAACACUUUUUUUUUAGUGCUGUCAGAAAUCUUUCAGCAAAAUCUUGUGACACUUAGCAUGGGUAAGAGUCUGUCUGGGACUUUUGGCAUGGCUGACACCAGCACUUUUGGCUGCGAGUGUUUCCAAAAUGACACAGGCUCCGUUAUCGUCACUAUCCUCCCCAGACGCACACAGAAAGGGCUUUUCAUUGAGCUCUCUAUAUGUUCUAAUUCCCAAAGAGCUUUCCCGCCAAGCACCCGGCCUGUUUUAAAGAACAGACUUCUCUCACUGUUUGAGGAAGCAUUGGCCUGUAGACUGUUCACAGACACUCGGUUGGUGUAGCUAAAACAGAUCAUAUCAAACCAGCUAUUUGUCCAAAUAGGG